This is a messenger RNA of Lates calcarifer (barramundi perch), 2318 nucleotides long. RefSeq names its product double-stranded RNA-specific editase B2. Gene Ontology annotation, molecular function: double-stranded RNA binding; tRNA-specific adenosine deaminase activity; double-stranded RNA adenosine deaminase activity. Bases 1 to 2202 code for a protein of 733 amino acids. The record is from RefSeq and is a predicted model, not a curated record. Gene Ontology annotation, biological process: RNA processing; adenosine to inosine editing. The transcript has 9 exons. NCBI's taxonomy places the organism in Eukaryota, Metazoa, Chordata, Actinopteri, Centropomidae. Gene Ontology annotation, cellular component: nucleolus; cytoplasm.
AUGGUAGUUAGUUACUUACAUGUUGGUCCACUUGCUCAUAAAGAAAUUCCUUCUUGUUCCUGUCAUGAUCUUGACCUGUCUACAGGUACAAGCAGUUUGGAGGUGAAAGAGAACCAGGAUGAUAAAAUCCAGGUGGACUGCGACCUUCUACGAAAGUAUCAUCCAUCAGCUUUUUGCCCAACUUUCCCCAGACAUGGACCAAGAGCCUUGAAGAGGAAGCAGCCGUUGGUGGAUGGUAAAGACCGGCUGCUCUACCAAAGCCAUUUGACUUGUAAAAGGGCGGCGUGGGCUGUAAGUCAGAAGAACGCCCUGGUGCAGCUGAACGAGUUACGACCAGGGCUGAGGUACGAGAUCAUGUCAAAGACCGGCCCCCUGCACGCCCCGGUGUUUUCCGUUGGUGUGGAGGUAAAUGGUCUUCACUUUGAGGGUCGAGGGCCAACGAAGAAGCAGGCUAAGAUGCGGGCUGCAGAGCUGGCUCUCCGGUCGUUCAUCCAGUUUCCAAAUGCCUCCCAGGCUCACGCCGUUCUGGGGAAUUUCACCAGCACACCUGUGGAUUUUACAGCAGAUAAACUGGACCUCCCUGAUGUAUUCCUCAAAGAGUUUGAACCAUCGCUGCGUGAAAACUGUGACCUCCUGCACUGCAACACAGCGAAAAAAGAGCUUUUCUCCAGCAUUUACAACCACAAACGACUUGUUCAACUCACACUGGACUUAGUCUCCUCAACAAAUCCAAAAAGACGAGCCCUCAGCACCUCGCUUUUAGAGCACCUCAGCCCGGUGGUGCUGCUCAACGAGCUGCGACCAGGACUCAGGUACAUGUGCCUGGCAGAGAGAGUCCAUGGCAGGCCGAUGAGGAAUUUUGUUAUGGUGGUUAGGGUGGAGGGCCGGGUGUUUGAAGGGUGUGGUCAUAGUAAGAGACUGGCGAAGGCACAGGCGGCAGCAGCUGCUCUACAGUCGCUUUACAGUAUAAGUCUGGGACCAGAGAGGAAGGUCAUGGGUCUCCACGGCAGCAGAGCCAAAAAUCAGCUACCUCAGUUUUUUGCAGAGUCGAUCUUCCACUUGGUGAGAGAGAAAUACACAGAGCUGACAGACAGUUGUUUCUCUACCUCGCACGCCCGUCACAAGGUCCUGGCAGGGAUCAUAAUGACCAGAGGAUUUGACCUCAGAUCAGCCCAGGUUGUGUCUCUGGCCACAGGGACAAAGUGUCUGGAUUUGGACAACGUGAGCGACCGCGACUUGACGCUGAGCGAUUGUCACGCUGAGGUCGUCUGCAGGAGGGCGCUGGUUCGAUUCCUGUACGCUCAGCUGGAGCUGCUGCUCUGUAAGUCAGCAGACGGUGAGGAACAGUCGAUCUUUGUACCAAAUAAAGGAGGCUGCUGUGAUGGCGGUGGUGACGGCUUACGGCUGCGGGACGGCGUCCUCUUCCACAUGUACGUCAGCUCAUCACCGUGUGGAGACGCUCGACUCAACUGCCCCUACGAGACCACAGCUGCAUAUCCCAGCAGGAGGUUUCGCUGUCACCUCAGGGUGAAGGUAAACGGAGGUGAGGGGACGCUGCCAGUCACCGGACGGAGAGCCAAUCAGAAACAGGACGGUAAACCUCUGGUCACCAUGUCCUGCACCGACAAAAUGGCAAAAAAAGAAACUGUUUGUCUCACCAGGUGGAGCGUGGUAGGACUCCAGGGGGCUCUCCUGUCCCACCUGGUGGAGCCAGUUUACCUGCACAGCCUGACGGUGGGGACGCUGAGCCACACAGGUCACCUGGGCAGAGCCUUAACGCGACGCCUCGCAUCCGUCAAACACCUGCCCUUCCCUUACAGACGACGGCAGAUGCUGCUCAGCUGUCUGAGCAGCAGCGAGGUGCGGCCGGCGGGGAAGGCCCCGAACGUCAGCAUGAACUGGAGCAGCGGCGACGGAGGCCUGGAGGAGAUCAGCACCACCACAGGGAGGAGGAAGGACUCUGGGACGCCAUCGCAGCUCUGCAGGAGCUCCCUGUUUGCCCGCUGGCAGCGACUGCAGCAGCAGUUGCACGGACAGAUAUUGGGUGCAGAGGCCAUAAUGGGGACAUACUGUGGUUCCAAAAUGGCUGCCGGACGCUACCAGAGGGCGCUGCAGCAGUUUAUUGGCGCUCUGCAGGUUGGAGGUCUGGGAACGUGGCUCAGAAAACCUCCACAGCUCGGCCACUUAAACGUCAGUGUGUGAAAAACUGUGUUAAUGGUUGAAUAUGGAGCGUUAGAGUGAAGUUUGUGUAUGUUUUUCUGUGAGAGUAUGUGGAUAAAUAAAUAAAUAAGAAAUGAUUAAAUAUGUGAAAAUGGCCU